Messenger RNA from Mizuhopecten yessoensis (Yesso scallop), 3059 nucleotides. RefSeq lists its product as uncharacterized. Gene Ontology annotation, biological process: regulated exocytosis. The record is from RefSeq and is a predicted model, not a curated record. Bases 161 to 715 code for a protein of 184 amino acids. NCBI's taxonomy places the organism in Eukaryota, Metazoa, Mollusca, Bivalvia, Pectinida, Pectinidae. The transcript has 2 exons. Gene Ontology annotation, cellular component: lysosomal membrane; trans-Golgi network membrane.
AAAGAGUCCGACAGGUACAAAUUUGACAGGUGUGUUUACACGCCUAGGACCGUAAGACUUUUUAGAGUUUAGACGCUGCUUUAUGUAGAGUAAGCGAAGCAGCAGUCAGCUGACCAGUUCUAGUGGUCAAGUGCAUUUCGAUCAAAAUCACACGAGCACCAUGAAAUCAUAUCCCGACGAUCGAAGGUAUGUUCGGAACAAUAUCAUAGCUAGUGUCAUCGUGUGUGUAGCGUUAUGUUUACUCGGAUUCAUGCUACUUCCCGCACCCACGCCACGACUAGAGACGGUGUCGAUGAGAAUUAUAUACUGUCUACGCUGGCAAAUUUGGCCCGUCCUAACACUUACUGCAGGUAUCUCUACGGUUGCCCACAUGCGGUUCUUCACCAGCGCCAUCGACCCUAUAGAGGGCCGUGGGGAACACCUCCUUGAGGUACACAAACGAUACAUACAGAACACAAUGGAACAGCUCACGUUACAUAUAUUGUCCUCCAUUCUUCUAUCAUCAUUCCUCUCACCAGAAUCAAUGACAAUCAUACCGAUCCGCGUGUUUCUGUUUGUCCUUGGCCGAGUGACGUUUUGGUACGGUUACAUGAAGUCCCCGGUAAAGAGGGCCUUUGGUUUCCAGAUGACGUUCGGCCCCAGUGUUGCAUCGUUGUUAUACUGUGCGUUCUGUUUUUGUAAUUCAGGUCCUGCGUUUGGUCUACACGAAACCUGAGGCACGUGACACAUCAUUUUAGCUUUGACUUUAAAUAAUAUCUACUGUGGCAGCAAAGCAGGAGACCAAAUGCUACGUACCACAGGGACCAGAUAAUUUGUUACAGCUAUAUAGAUUUAAAAAUUAUCAGGUCCCUGUGCUUCAUACAAGAUGCAGCACUGCGGUAUGAAUAGAUGAAACAAUAGGACUGCAAAGACACGCAUACCUCACGAUACGAUACGUAUCGCGGUACGAUGCUUACGACACGAUACGUACCACGAUACAAAUAUCUGCUUAAAAGGUCAACUUUAUGAUGACUAAGUGCAGGAUUUUAUCGAGUUUUGUCAUAGCCUUCAAUACAUACUAUCAAAAUAUAUUUUUGUUUAAUUUUUAGUACGUUUUGGUAUGACUGCUAAGUGAACCACAUCUUUACUGAAGGAUUAAAAAAAAUAAGAACACUUUUUAGAGUUUGAUAAACUUUGGUUGAUUAUUUAAGUUCUGUAAAUGUAUCGCGAUACAGGCAGACAGAACAAAUCGAUACGAUACACAAGAAAGUAUCGCGAUACGAUACGAUAUGUCGUAGCAGUCCAAGAGGACAAAUGAUCUUAUUUGAUAGAAAACGUAAGACUACAUCAUAUACACGCGUAUAACUGUCUGUGUAGCACAAUAACACAAUGCUUUUUCAAUGAAUUGAUUGCUGGGUAACCACUGGAAUAACAGUGUAGAAACUCGGAUGUGUUGAGGUACUGACAUUGGGAUGCUGGUCUAAGGCGGUAUUCUGAGUGUGAAAAUACAAUGGGGCAAGAUGCUGAUUCGAACCCAAAACCUGGACCACUGAUCAUCAUUCUGUCGCUCUAACCAACUCGGCUACUUUGUCAACGGUACUUCGAAGUUUCUCUUUGAUUGAAUUAAAAUCCUGUUGAUACCGAAAACUAACAGGAAGGUUCCUUCCUGUUCGGACUGAAAAGACAUAUAUCUAAAAUACAUAUAUAAUGGGCACUAGAUGAAAUGCGAUUUUUAUGAUACAUUUCUUCAUAUAAAAGAGUCGGUUUUGCCAAAUAACAUUUUAUGUUUAUAAAAUACCAUGAUUAUCUUUCUCGUGUCCGUGGAAAUAAUGUGAUUUAGAGGAAUGUAUAGUAGUCAACACAGUAUACUGACGUACAGGUAGGAAACACCAACAUGUGAUAGUAUCUAUUGAAUAACUCCACCGGAAACAAGGAACAUCUUACAAGUGGUGGAAUUCUUUUUGUAAGAAAAUGUGCAUACAAUGAUGUGUUGACAUUUACAUACAAUAUGUAAACUAAAAUGUGUAUGUAAAUCGAUGUAUGUACAUGUAGUUAGUUGUUCUCCUAAAGAUAUAUAUUUAGUAUCUGUUUUAAUACAACCUUGCCAGUGUAAAUAAUUACGGGUUAAUAACUACAGCUGCUAUGAUCAGGUUAUGAGAACCGUUAAACCUCGUUAUAACGCCUUAUCUUGUUUUUUUUGUUUUUUUUUAAAUGGUGUUAUAAAGCUGUUUGGCGAUGAGUUGAGGGAAACGUAUAAAUAAUACUGAAUACUACUAUACAUUCCUCUAAAUUACAUUUACAUACAAUAAAGUAAAACGAUCUUAAAAAGCAAACGUAUAUGUUGGCGGUAAGUGAGGUGGGAAUGGAACGAGGGGCAUUAUAUCGAGGUUUUGCUGCAGUAAAGUAAAUAGCAGACAAACAAAUUGCAUGAUGAUAGGAUAUACACCGAUCUGUCGAACGUAAACUUUGAAUGUUAAAGAUCAGCUUUGCCUUUAACCCUUUCGUUCGUUCGAUGCCAUUUUUAUCUUUGAUUUUGUCGACCAUUUCCUGGCCCUAAUAACAUCUACUUUGUUGAGGGCCCAUGCCGUUAAGCACGUUAUACUAAUAAUAUGUUAUCUUUGAAAUCUGGAUAUCAGCGUUCGGAAGAAAACACUGUCGACUUUCGUGAAGAAACGUAACGUAAGCCCAUUAUAGAAAGAUGCGUUAAAUUAAUAUACGCAUACCGCAACGAAAACAACCAUGUUCAUUAUUAGAUUUUAUUAUAAAUUUUACAAUAACGGAAGUGACGUUCUAACUGAUCAGUGGGCAUUACCAAGAGGAUAACGUAGAUGGUCCUCAUGCUAACUAUUAUUGGUUAAAUAUACUUACCUUUUUAAUGAAUAAUACAUUUUUGUUGUUUAGGAAAUAAAACUCUAUUUGAAAAGUGAGGUUUUGUUUUAUUGACACGAAUUACUUAAUUUACCGUAAAACACAUUUCGAGGGUGCUACAAACACCGUGUUCAUGAAGAAUUUUAGGUGAUUUACGGUAACGAUACAUGUUACUACCAGAUCAGGAACAUCGGCUGUAUUCGGCAGUUUCU